Molecule: messenger RNA, 840 nt
Organism: Anopheles maculipalpis
Lineage: Eukaryota; Metazoa; Arthropoda; Insecta; Diptera; Culicidae
Product: antigen 5 like allergen Cul n 1-like
Exons: 3
Coding region: 1-840 (279 amino acids)
Source: RefSeq, a predicted model, not a curated record
AUGCAACGGCUAGCUUUUGUGUCAGUUUUUGCACUUGUAUGCCAUUACGGUGUGACAAUAAACUAUUCGCCAUACGACUAUUGCGACAAAAAUUACUGUCCCACGGGCAAACGCAAUAUUGGCUGUGGAUGCAAAUUCAACGAAUCGUACGGGCCUGAAUGCAGUGGCAAAAGUGCCACACUGCACAAGUUCUCCAAGAAGGAUGCACAGUUUAUACUGCACAUACACAAUCAUCUGAGACAUUUGUUCGCUUGCGGUUUUAUAAACUACUUUCUCCCAGCUGUUCGAAUGGUUCAAUUGCGAGUCGACAAAGAUUUGCAAAUAUUGGCAGAGUGUAAUGUAAAAAGAUGCUAUUAUGGACACGAUCAAUGCCGUAGCACGGAACAUUAUCACUACGCCGGUCAAAAUAUAGCCAAACGCACGGUCUGCGGACGAACGCUUUCAGUUACCGAGGUAGUCAACAGUUCAGUGUAUGCCUGGUUUGACGAGUACUGGGACACAAAGAAUGAUAUGCUGUACAAUUAUCCUAAUUUCACCCUCCGUAAACCAAUCGGACACUUUACUCUGUUGGUAAACGAUAAUGUGUAUUUCAUCGGUUGUGCGAUGAUUUCCUACACCGUUCGUUUAAUGGACUAUUUUACCGAAACUGGUGAGGAUUGCAGAGCGUAUUAUUUUGUCUGCAAUUAUUCCUUCAUCAAUCUAAAGAACAGGGCAACAUAUACUUCAGGAAAAAAGGCAGCUACCAUGUGUCAGUCACACCAUAGUAAACAGUACCCUUGUUUGUGCAGCGUUCAUGAGCCUUACUCAACGUCCAUCGAUUGGAAGGACCUGGUUCUUUGA